AUUUUAAAACAAAGGUAUCAGGUUAAUCCUGAGCCUGCCUAUAAAAGGGAGGAGACAACGGAGGCAGGACAGAGAGGCAUCGGGGCAGCCUUCCUGCGAAGGAAAUCAGAGAGAGAGAGAGACAGAGUGAAAAUGACGGUGUGCUGCGAGUCCUGCCAUAGUCCGAUCAGCGCGAAUCCCGGACCGGCGCACUGCUCGUCCCGGUGCUACACGGCGACCCGGAGAGUCUCCUGCAAGCGCUUUCGGUCCACCAAGGGGGCAUCAAAGGCCCGUCGUGACCACAUCAACAGCGAGAUUCGGAGCAUGCGGGCCCUCCUGCCCAUCCCGCUGGAGGACCAGGAGCGCCUUUCCUACCUGCACUCCAUGUCGGCCAUCUGUACCUUCAUCCGGAAGUCCAUCUUCUUCCGAGAGUUGCAGCCUGAUGGGUCCAGGUGUUUCCUGCCCUACGAGGACUUCCUGCAAGCCCUGUCCGGCUUCAUAGUGGUCACCUCCAGAGAGGGGAAGUUGAUUUAUGUGUCUGAGAAUGUGGCCGAUUACCUGGGAUACUCAAUGGUGGAUGUGCUUCAGGGAGAUACUGUCUACGACAUGGUGGACAACGCAGAUGUGGAGAUUGUGAAAUCUAACCUGGAGACUGAAGACCUGCCAGCAAAAGAGAGGACCUUUGUGUGCCGCAUGCUGAUGUCCAAGGCGUUCCGGCUCCGGCACGGCAGCAGCUGCUCCAUGCUGGUCCGGGGCCGAUUCCAGGCUGCUCCCCGCGCUUCCCCGUCUGGCCAGGAGCCCGACCUGGCCUUCGUGGCCCUCUGCACCCCCACAGCGGAUCGCUGGCGGGACGGUAACCCCCGCUGUUCCGCGGAGCCCUUCCGGACACUCCAUGGACCUGACAUGUCCUUCGCCUACGUGCCUGAGAGUCUGCUGUUUCACCUGGGCUACUCAGUGGGCGAGGUGAUUGGUCGAUCCUGGUACGGCCUGCUUCACCCAGAAGAUCUUUCCUCAUGUGCAUCAAAACACAAGAGUCUGUUGGAAGGUGAUGAAAGCACAUUGGUCGAGAUGGUCCUCAGACUACAACACAGGAACCUCUCCUGGGUGUGGCUAUAUGUUCGAGCUACAAAGGAUUCUGGGAAACAGGAAGUGAGCUGCAUGAACUAUAUUGUCAGCGAAACAGAGGCUGGUUUUCUGAAGCAGAGGAUCUACAGCGAUGCCUCCAGCGCUUUGACCCCCCUGCUUCCGAAACAGCCUCAGCCAUCGCACUCUGACCCCCCCCAGUGUCACGGAAAUGCCGUCACCAAGGUCCUCAAGAGGGAGAGGGAAGCUUGCUGCGUGAGAGAGGAGCCACAGCCAAAGACAAGCAGGGUCUCUGAAAGCAGCGCCUGCUACCUGAUCUGCACCAAUCCGGCAGAAGACGGCAGCCAGCAGGGGGUGCUGACGAGCAGCACUGUGUUCCCCGCCACGCCUCCCUACAGCCCAGCCUCCUCCCACUCUCCGGCCUCGCAGGAGGACUGCCCGUCCGACUUCCUCCUGGACGCCUACAGCUACGCCGAGACCCUGCCCUCCCCUCCAGAGAGCUCUCCUCCCUACCUCUCUGGUCAGGCCACUUUUUCCGGGGUAUCGGGCUGCUUCCCUGCCUCAGAUCCUCUCCAGGCCGCAAUGGACUCCACAUUUGGCCUCCGCCAUUUUGCUGCGGCUCAGUCGCCGGAGUCCUGCCCAUCUCCCUCCUACGAGUUUCCCAGUUGCCCCGUAGGAAGUCAUCUGGUCCCAGACGGUCUCCAGGGGCUGGAUGUGGCUGACGGCUCGUCGGACCGUGCCUUUCAUCCUGACGACCUCGGGCUCUCCUCCCCACCACCAGGGGGAGACAGCCCUUUCCUAGUCCGUCAGGACGUCUCAGACACCCCUGUGCUGACCCCUGAUUCCUCACCCACGACUGAGUGCCGUUUCCAGUACAGCGAGCGGGAGAGGGCCGAAAUUAGCAUCCUGGCCCGGCAGAUCUCCUCGCUGGCUAAUAGCUUUGACACAUAUCGCAGCAUAGGUCUGGCCCCUGGAAGCGGUAAGCCCACCGCCCUCAGCGAAGGCCCAGUACCCCCCUGCGACUGGCCAGACGUGGGCUCACACCCGCCCAGACUCGAGCCCAUCUUGGACGAAGGUGUCAUCUACAGCAUCUUACGAGACCUAGACUCCACGGAGGGGCACGUGGAGGACGGGGAGCAGUCCCUGGAUGCCUUGAUCUCCCAGGCAUCUGCUGCCCUGUUUACCGCCCUGCUGGGAGAACCCUCCCUGGACCAAUUUCCCAGCAUGCACCCUGCACUAGGUCCCUGCCUGGUGAGGCCCGGAUGCCACGAGGAUGGAAAUGAGUUGCAUCAACUCAGCCGCUACCUGCACAGUAGCCUCCAGCAAGAUGAGCUUGCUGAAGAAUCCAUGUACUGAAAUAAGUCCGUGACUUACCCUACGACUGUGUAUGGCAUAUUGUCAUAGCAACCACCGGCACCUUCUCCGGACCCAGAGCGGAACCAUGCCGAGAACUCUCUCUUUCUGACUGGAUCUCUAGCGGAACUGGCUUUCAGCACGCAACUCCAACAAUCACAGAGAAGGCAAGAAAAUAAGCCAUAAUUGAUGAAACGUGAAGAAAAUAGGUUUAUGUUUAGCUUCGUAUUUCAUGGACCAAACCUGUAGUCGCAGCGCAAUUUGUAGAAGCAUUUUGUAUGAUAUUAUUUUUAUAUGAUUAAGGUAGCUGUUCUUUAUGCUAUAUUUCCUGUACUGAAGUCACGUGAUACUCAUGAACUGGUGUGUUUUAUAUCACUGGCCGGACAACGAAGGGAAUUUUCUGAGCACUUAGUCUGUUUUCAUGUUAAGUUAGAGAAAGACGCGUUUACUUCAUGUUUGUGGAAGAAAAAAUAAAACCCAACUGGUGCAAAAUGGACACCGAUCAUCCAAAUCUGGUUCUGAUAAUUCCAAGAAUAAAAAGUAAGGACAGAAACUAAAUGUAAUGAAAUGCAUCUCAAACCUGCUACCUCUUCGCCGUGUUGAAAAUGAAAGAAGAAUUAUUUCAUUUUGCUUUAACUCGACUCUGCUGUAUAUUUAUUGCCGCGUUUUAACGUUAGUUGUAGGACCUAGACCUCACGUGCCUUUCGGACAGCAUGUCUUAGUCUUUUAUUCUGGUGUCGGUCUGGAACUGCAUUGCUGUGUGUGACUAAGUCUCUCUGCGACUAACAGCAAUAAAUGUGGGACAUUUACGCCGGAACACAUGUAUUCUACAGCAGCCUCACAGUUUGUGUUGACAGUUUGUCGUAUUUGAUAGUAUAUGUUGGUUUGGACAUUUGUAGAUGAGUUCAUUUUCUUCAUUUCGUCUUAAUCUCUUUUUUUAUUCACAUUUUCUGUUUUAUAUUUUUGUACUUAAAACAUGGUUAAUAAA
This is a messenger RNA of Brienomyrus brachyistius, 3403 nucleotides long. RefSeq names its product neuronal PAS domain protein 4 like (gene npas4l). The record is from RefSeq and is a predicted model, not a curated record. Lineage: Eukaryota; Metazoa; Chordata; Actinopteri; Osteoglossiformes; Mormyridae. The coding region runs from base 133 to 2418 and encodes 761 amino acids. Gene Ontology annotation, biological process: regulation of transcription by RNA polymerase II. Gene Ontology annotation, molecular function: protein binding; RNA polymerase II transcription regulatory region sequence-specific DNA binding; DNA-binding transcription factor activity, RNA polymerase II-specific. The transcript has 10 exons.